Pseudo-nitzschia multistriata is the source of this 1356-nucleotide messenger RNA. NCBI's taxonomy places the organism in Eukaryota, Bacillariophyta, Bacillariophyceae, Bacillariales, Bacillariaceae. The record is from the annotation of a GenBank genome assembly.
GGCUAGAGGCCGAAUAGCAUAAAAUACUGUACUGCACACCCUAUUCUCGACGGUCCGCACGAGUAGAACAAACCAAAAUAAAAUCGUUACUGUACUGUUAUUUAUAGUCUGUUGGAACAAGAUGGCAUCCACGCCACACGAAAUUGAGAACGACAACCCGGAAACGGCACUUCGCAAGACACUGGCGUCACUGGACGCUCAGCGAACGGCCAUCCAGGAGGAAGCAGACGCCAUUAUUGCCGAAUUGACGACUCCCCCGAGGGAAGGAGUCGAGCCCAUGGGUCUGGACACGCCGUUGGUCGACCAGGAAGGGUAUCCGCGGGGCGACAUCGACGUUUACCGGGCUAGGAGCCAGCGAAAUCGUUUUCGGGUCCUGAAGACGGAUCACAAGGAACUAGAGGGAAAGGUAGAGGCGCUCCUGGUGCGAUUGGCGAACCUGAAGGUAAGACUGCCAUGAAAAAUUGAGUGCUACGAGAAAUGCAGUUGUAAAUGCAUACGUCAUUGGAAAGAAAACAAACUGUUACUGAAAUUUGUAAAAUAGAUGGCCUACGGCAACAUCCUGUUGUGAUCGCUGUCAUAGCAGCCAUUGCCAAUUGUGGUUUCUUUCGCUGCUAGUUUUGGCUUAUGACAUUUGGUCUCACGGAUGCGCAUUCUGACUCGCCUCUCGUCGCCUCGCCUCGCCGUUCUCUCGGACCGCUAAAAGAAUUCGAAUCCCACGGAAACCAAAGCAGGAUCCGACGAGAUUGCUCGCCGGCGGGCCCCCAAACCCAAACCAAAGUACGACGCCGUGACCGGCAAAUGGGUUGUCAUGAACUGGGACGGGUCCGUCGCCGGAAUCAAAGACGGCGACAAACUCAACUUUCAUGAUCUCUCGGAAAACCGAGGGACCCAACAGCAAACGAGCCAGAGCUCGGUGCCGUCCAACCCCUCGGAACGGAGCGCUUCUUCCGUGGCCGCCACCUCCCGGCCACCGCCACCAAGGGAAGUGCGGCGGCCCUUUGCCAGGGUGGACGGUGUCGCGGUCGACUCCCCCGCUUCCUCCGCUGGGAUGAAGGUCGGUGAUCUGGUGACCCGGUUCGGACCCCUCCACGUCGACAACCACGACCGGUUACGGGCCCUGGCGAAGCUCGUGCCAGAGGUCGCCAACGAGAGGGGGACCAUCCGGCUCCUCGUCCUGCGCCGUACCGGUGGAAACGACAACAACGGAGACAACAACUACAGCGACGAACGCCAGUGGAAGUCGCUCGAAUUGAUGCUCCGCCCGAUGCCUUUUCCGGGCCGGGGGCUGCUUGGAUGCCACAUCGUUCCCUGUUCUUGAUCGAUCGACGACUGGAGAAAGAAAUAUUCGGCACAGCA